Messenger RNA from Abrus precatorius (Indian licorice), 1159 nucleotides. RefSeq names its product transcription factor bHLH35-like. Gene Ontology annotation, cellular component: nucleus. The record is from RefSeq and is a predicted model, not a curated record. NCBI's taxonomy places the organism in Eukaryota, Viridiplantae, Streptophyta, Magnoliopsida, Fabales, Fabaceae. The transcript has 5 exons. Gene Ontology annotation, molecular function: sequence-specific DNA binding; protein dimerization activity; DNA-binding transcription factor activity. Gene Ontology annotation, biological process: regulation of DNA-templated transcription. The coding region runs from base 155 to 883 and encodes 242 amino acids.
AAUACACCAAAAAACCAUAAAAAAGAAGUAAACACACACACACACACAAACCAUAUAUCUACAUAUAAUAUUGUACAAUACACCUUAAUUCCCUUCAACAAAGCAUCAUUCUCACCCUCUCCAUUUCCCUUUUUUCCCUCCCUCAACUCUAUUCAUGGAGAAUUGUGAUGAGUACAAGCAUUACUGGGAAACCAACAUGUUCCUCCAAACCCAAGAGUUUGACAGUUGGGGAUUGGAUGAAGCCUUAUCGGGGUACUAUGAUUCGAGUUCCCCCGAUGGCGCGGCUUCAUCGGCGGCGUCUAAGAACAUUGUUUCCGAGAGGAAUAGGAGGAAGAAACUCAACGAAAGGCUUUUUGCGCUUAGAUCGGUGGUCCCUAAUAUUAGCAAGAUGGAUAAGGCUUCAAUAAUCAAGGAUGCUAUCGAGUACAUCCAGCACUUGCAUGAGCAAGAGAAGAUUAUCCAAGCUGAGAUAAUGGAGCUUGAAUCUGGGAUGCCAAAGAAGAGUCCUAGCUAUGACUUUGAGCAAGAGCAGUUACCUGUGUUGCUCAGGUCCAAGAAGAAGAAAACAGAGCAGCUGUAUGAUUCUGCCAGUACAAGAAACUCCCCAAUUGAAGUGCUUGAGCUGAGGGUUACAUACAUGGGUGAGAAGACUGUUGUGGUGAGCUUGACAUGUAGCAAGAGGACAGACACAAUGGUGAAACUGUGCGAAGUGUUUGAAUCUUUGAAGCUGAAGAUCAUCACUGCUAACAUCACUUCGUUUUCAGGGAGGCUUUUGAAGACGGUCUUCCUUGAGGCAAACGAAGAAGAGAAAGAUCUUUUGCAGAUAAAGAUCCAGACAGCGAUUGCAGCCCUUAAUGACCCUCUAAGUCCAAUGAGUAUAUGAUACGAUGAAGAUAAUAUAUGUGUUGGAGGUUCUUAUUUUGGGGUCACAUUAGUACGUAUAUAUAUAUAUAAAUACAAGGUUCAGGAACGGUGGUUUUUCUGCUCCUUAUUCGUCAUUACGUGCUAUUUGGUUUCGUCACCUUCUUUUUCCUUCACACUCACCACUCUUCAACUUUGUUACAUGGGAAAGCUUCCAAGUUUCAUCCUUUUUCAUCCCCUUGUGUCGUUAAUUAGCUUAUCAAAACGUUCUUCUUAUAAUAUAAUAAAACUGCAUUUC